Molecule: messenger RNA, 3252 nt
Organism: Nanorana parkeri
Lineage: Eukaryota; Metazoa; Chordata; Amphibia; Anura; Dicroglossidae
Gene: EPS15
Product: epidermal growth factor receptor pathway substrate 15
Exons: 25
Coding region: 58-2964 (968 amino acids)
Biological process (GO): endosomal transport; endocytosis
Cellular component (GO): cytoplasm; plasma membrane; clathrin coat of coated pit
Molecular function (GO): calcium ion binding; cadherin binding
Source: RefSeq, a predicted model, not a curated record
CAACGGCCCUCUCGUCCCUGGUUGAGUGUAUGAUGGGCGGAUCGGGCCGGAAGCAGCAUGGCGGCCACACUGCCCCGGACACAGAUCCCGAGUAACAAUGCUGUAUAUGAGAAAUACUUCCUCCAGUUGGAGUCCGCUGGUUCUGGGAAGGUGUUGGCUGGAGAUGCUGCUGUGUUUCUGAAGAAGUCUGGUCUCCCGGAUCUGGUUCUGGGCAAGGUUUGGGAUUUGGCUGACACGGAGAGCAAAGGAUACUUAAACAAGCAGGAGUUUUUUGUAGCCUUGCAGCUGGUGGCCUGUGCGCAAAAUGGUAUGGAGGUGUCACUCAGUAGCAUCAAGAAGGUGGUGCCUCCUCCCAGAUUUCAUGACUCUGCAAGCCCCUCGUUGGUAGCUGCCCCCAUCUCUGCGGACCUGCCGUGGGCAAUCAGGGCAGAAGAAAAGUCCAAAUAUGAUGCAAUAUUUGACAGUUUAAGCCCUCUGAACGGAUUCCUAUCGGGGGACAAGGUGAAACCUGUGCUGCUCAAUUCCAAGUUGCCUGUGGAAGUGCUGGGAAGGGUCUGGGAGUUAAGUGAUAUUGACCAUGAUGGACUUUUAGACCGUGAUGAGUUUGCAGUUGCAAUGCUUCUGGUGUACUCUGCUCUGGAGAAGGAGCCAGUUCCUAUGGUAUUACCUCCUGCAUUGGUGCCACCAUCCAAGAGGAAGUCCUCUGGUCCUGCAUCAUCCUUGCCAAUCAUCCCACCACUGCCAAUGCCACCAUCUAAAGAGCCACGACAUUCGCUGCCACCUGUAGGAAUCCUCCCCACUAAAGCACCUGUUACACAAUGGGUUGUGUCACAUGUAGAGAAAACGAAAUAUGAUGACAUUUUUGUGAAACUUGACAAAGACCAGGACGGCCUGGUAUCUGGUCUGGAGGUCAAAGAGAUCUUCCUUAAAACUGGGUUGCCUCCAGGACUGCUUGCCCACAUCUGGUCUUUGUGCGACACACAAGAUUGUGGAAAACUAUCCAAAGAACAAUUUGCAUUGGCUUUUCACUUUAUCAACCACAAGCUGUUAAAAGGUACUGAUCCUCCUCAAGUCCUCACCCCAGAAAUGAUCCCACCAUCCGAAAGAUCAGCCGUACCUAACAUCCCAUCGGCUCCUAGUCCUGUUGCAGAUUUCUCUGCCAUCAAAGAGCUGGACUCCUUAAAUAAUGAAAUUGUUGAAUUGCAGAGGGAGAAGACGAACGUGGAGCAAGAACUGAACGAGAAUGAGGACGCGGUGAAGAAGAGGACCAGCGAGGUUCUGGACCUUCAGGAUGAGGUGGAGAAAGAGAGCGCUAACCUGAAGAAGCUCCAAGCCCAGAAGCUGGAAGUGGAGGAGGUACUGGCAGGUCUAGAUGAACAAAAAGCAAAACUGGAGAAAGAGUUACAGGAGCUGAGGCUGAAAUGUGAGGAGGAGGCAAGACAGGUCUCUGCUCUACAAAAUGAAGUGUCAAGCCAGGAACGACAGAUCUUCAACUAUGAGGAGGAAGUCAGCAAAGCUAAGGAGGAGCUGAUCCAACUGCAGGAGGAGACUGUGCAGCUGGAGGAAAGCCUGGCACGGGGAAAGGAGCGGCUCACACCACUGGAGAAACAGCUGCUAGAAUGUCAGGAGGAGCUGCAUUUGGUGAAACUACAAGAUUUUAAGCCUGCGGAGAAUAAUAUAAAUGAUCAAAUUCAGCUCGGCUGGCGUCCUCAUUUAGAUCUGGUCAUGGUUAAUGGUAUUGGUGAUCACUCAAGCCUAAGUAAUAGUAGCAGUGAGCCUGCCAAUCUUCAUGAGAACCAAGAGUAUGAGACCCUGGCUCACGCAGAAGAUCAGAACCAAAGCUCAUCGGUAAGGAGCAGUCCUGAAAUUGUACAUACCUCAGGGAGUGAUGCAGAGGACAAAGAUGAACAUGUUAAUGUGCCUGUUAUUACUGACAAGGAGGUCACGUUCCAAGUUGAUGCUUUUGACACAAAACAAAGUGCACCCCCAGCACAGUCUGUACCAGAGUCAGGACUGGAUUUCUUCCAGAAUGAUCCUUUUGUGGGCAGUGAUCCAUUUAAAGAUGACCCUUUUGGUAAAAUAGAUCCAUUCGGCGGAGAUCCUUUUAAAGAUUCUGACCCAUUUGCCACUGAUGUAUUUUUCAAGCAGUCUGCAGCAGAUCCUUUCUCAUCUUUAAAAGCAGAUACUUUCCCUUCCUCAAUUGCAGAAAAAGUCGAUCCUUUUCUGUCUUCUAAAGCAGAUCCAUUCUCAGCAUCUAAAGGCGAUCCUUUCACGUCUUCAAAUGAGGAUCCUUUCAUGUCAUCAAAAGCGGAUCCUUUCUCAGUUGCAGCGUUGGAAAUUAGCAACACCUCAGUGGAGGCUUUGAAAAGCAAUGACCCAUUUGCUCCUGGAGGAACUUUUGUUCCAGCGGCCAGUCAGUCUGGAAAUGAUGACCCUUUUACUUCAUUGUUUGGUAAUGAUUCCUUUGGCAGUGGAUUUGCUGACUUCAGCACACUUUCUAAGCAGAACAAUGGCACAGACUCUCUGGACGGCCCCUUGCCCCCCGAAGAAAAAGAGACACUAAACAACAUAAGCACUUUUGAAACAGAAUCUCUACAGACAGAGACGCCUCCUGCACUGCCUCCGAAGACUGGAACUCCCACUCGGCCGUGUCCUCCUCCUCCAGGCCAACGGCCUCUCCCAAAGCCAGAGGACUUGUUCAAACAUGGAGAUCACUUCCAGCAGUUCAAUCUCAGCUUCCCCAACCAAGUGGAAUCUGACCCGUUCGCUGCCUGCAAAGUGGUAGACGAUUCCAGCAGCCUCAGUAGCUUUAACACUUACCAGUCUGAGGACGAUAUGAUCGAAUGGGCGAAGAGGGAGAGCGAGCGGGAAGAACAAGAGAGGAUGCAGAGACUAAAGCAGCAGGAGCAGGAGGACCUGGAGCUCGCCAUUGCGCUCAGCAAGUCUGAGGUCUCCGAGGCGUGAAACAUGGCGGCCGUCGUCGGGCGUACAAUAAAACUGUGUAGUUCCUAGGAAUAUUUAAAUAGUUUUUAUUUCAUUCUUUGCCUAUGAAGUAUUCAAACAUCUCUUCAAACCCUUGCUUGGCUAGGGGCGUCUCUAGCAGUGAACAGGUAACGUCAUCUGUGUGUGUGUUUUAAACUUGGCUGAGGAGUGAUACUAUGUAUUUCUGUAUACUAGUCUGUGACCUAUGCCUCUGCUUUAAGAGUGUCUCCUCCCAGUUUCAGAUAGAGUUUACCUAAAUGGGGCUUUUUG